AUGGACGAGGGGGUCACGUACGCUGAUCUGCGCUUGCCCCCCACCCCCGCUCCCCAGCAGACGGUGCGGCUGCCCUGGUGCUGGGCUGCCCUCAGCCUGGCUGUCCUCUCCCUGCUGCUCCUGCUGGCACAAAUCAUCCUCAUCAGCUUGAGCUUCCACUAUUUAGCAGAACAGGCGAGCUGCACCCGUGGUGCCUGGAGCAGGGAGGAGAGCCCCAGCUAUGGGAGACAGACGCAGCGAGGGCAAUGCCAGUUCUGCCCAGAUGGCUGGCUCUGGGAUGCAGGGCAGUGCUACUACUUCUCCUUCACCAAGAAGAGCUGGGAGCAGAGCAGAGAGGACUGCUGCUCCAGAGGGGCACAGCUGGUCACCAUCCGAAACAACACCACCCUGGCUUUCCUGAUGCGCACAGCCAACACGGACGUCUUCCACGUGGGGCUGAAGCGGGAUGGCUCCAGGUCUGACUGGAAGUGGCUGGAUGGCACUGCACUGAAGGGGCUCUUCCCAAUCCAUCGCUCCACCAGCUCCUUCCUGGCCUGUGGCAGGGUGUCAGGGCUGGGGCUGUCGGGUGGUCUGUGCAGGGAAGCCCUGGGCUGGGUCUGUGAGCAGCGCGCAUCCACCCUGCAGUGGGUCCGGUCCUCGCCACCCGCCCUCCUCUGGGGAAACACCACCUACACCUGCAUUGAGCCCUGA
Molecule: messenger RNA, 690 nt
Organism: Melopsittacus undulatus (budgerigar)
Lineage: Eukaryota; Metazoa; Chordata; Aves; Psittaciformes; Psittaculidae
Product: killer cell lectin-like receptor subfamily G member 1
Exons: 6
Coding region: 1-690 (229 amino acids)
Biological process (GO): regulation of natural killer cell mediated cytotoxicity
Cellular component (GO): plasma membrane; cell surface
Molecular function (GO): signaling receptor activity
Source: RefSeq, a predicted model, not a curated record